Oncorhynchus masou masou (cherry salmon) is the source of this 4036-nucleotide messenger RNA. RefSeq names its product run domain Beclin-1-interacting and cysteine-rich domain-containing protein-like. Gene Ontology annotation, molecular function: phosphatidylinositol phosphate binding. The transcript is spliced from 22 exons. The record is from RefSeq and is a predicted model, not a curated record. The coding region runs from base 484 to 3264 and encodes 926 amino acids. Gene Ontology annotation, cellular component: early endosome; late endosome. Gene Ontology annotation, biological process: negative regulation of endocytosis; negative regulation of autophagosome maturation. NCBI's taxonomy places the organism in Eukaryota, Metazoa, Chordata, Actinopteri, Salmoniformes, Salmonidae.
GAUGGCCAGGUCAUGCGGUUUUGUGUUUCUGUUUAGGCCUCAUGCAAUUUUUGACACUGACAGCGCUCGUAUUGGACCACACCAGUCACCACUCCUACUAGCCAAAGUGAAUGCGACGAGAUAAUGUUGAGCCACUGGCUGUAAGCGGCCGGUGACUUGUGUGUACUGGAAGUGGACUUGGGGGAAGCUGAUACCGUAUUCGGUUUCCCCCCGGUUCGAGGAAAUGGAGAUUACGGCUGAAGCCGAAGAACGCAGGUGGACUCCAAUCAAGUUGUAGAAACAUCUCAAGGAUGAUCAAUGGAAACAGGAUUCACCUGAUCUCAAUUUCUAGUCUCAUAGCAAAGGGUCUGAAUACUUAUCUAAAUAAGGAGGGAACACUGGAAGCUGCUCUCCAGUCUAAAGACCACGGUGGAGGGCCUGGUGUCCACCAACAACCCUAAUGUGUGGUCUCGCUACGGGGGUCUACAGCGGCUGCACAAGGACAUGAACCACAUCCUCAGCCACGGCCUCAAGCACGAGCAGGUGUACUACAAGCAGAAAGACUACUGGCCCUUUGUGUGUUGUGUCCGCCACAUCAGCCCUCACCUGGCCUCACAUGUAGAACAGUUCAGUAAGCUGGAGCCCGUGCUAAACUGGGGUGUACAGAGUGUUGGGGAAGGCUACAAGGCCGAGCGCUGGCUAUUGCACAGCCUUCAGGUCCAUCUGCUCUCCGCCCAGCUCAGACCCCUGCUCAAACACCAGGAACACACCCGCAAGUACUACAACGAGGAUGCUUUUCUCCUAAAAGAGCCCCAUGUGACAGCCAUGUUUCAGUAUCUGGAGGCCGUGGAGCAGAACAACCCCCGUUUGCUGGCACUCGUUGACACUGUCAAGCUGUCCACUCUGAAGGGCCCUCCGUGUGUGGGAGGCCUGUUGAAGAGCCAGAGUCUGUGUGAGCUGCCUGGGGCCGGGGGAGGCUGGAGGGCCGGGCUGGGCAAGAGCCAGGGGCCCCCCAGGGAAGAGCUCAACCGCAGGCUCACCACCUCCCAGUGCUCCCUCUCCCACCGAGACAGAGGACACACACUGAACAGCAUAAACACAGGGGUCAUCUCAGAGAGGAACUCAGACUCCAUUCCAUCAGCCAGCGCCCCGGGGGCCCCUUGGGGGUGUGUGACAAGGUCCGGGGGGGAGGGCGAGAGGGGUGUGACUCUUCCCCGCCCCUCGGCAGCUGUCCCCCACAUCGCCCUGACCGAGCCCACCUCCCCAGGCCCUGCCCACUUAGGCACCCUAGACUCUGGCGAGGGCGACGACGGCCCAGAAUACCUGGCCAUAGGUAACCUGGUGCAACGCUGCAAUCGCCGUGACUCCCAGAGCUUCACCCCCAUCAGCGAGCUCAACAGCAAGCCCGGCGGGGGUGGCGCAUCAGGUGGCGAGGUUCGGGUCCAGCCCCCUAGGCGGAGCUCCCUGACUGUGGUCCCGCCUCCCGCGCAGAGGAGGUCAUCCUUCUCGGAGGGACAGAGGGGGCAGGGUCGCGGGGGCAGCAGGGGGCACAUCCGCUCGAUGUCUGACAUGGGGAUCAACCACAAACAUAGACAUGAAUCGUUGGUUGGAGUGGACUGCUGUGUCAAGGCCUACAGCCCCUUCUCCCCUGUCAUCAGUGAUGUCAGCACACCCAGCUCCCUCUAUAUGGAGUCAAAUGGCUCCCAGUACAGCAGUGUUCCAGACGGCAUGUUCCGGAAGCCUUCAGAGGGCCAGAGCCUCAUCAGCUACCUAUCGGAGCAGGACUUUGGCAGCUGUGCUGACCUGGAGAAGGAGAAUGCCCACUUCAGCAUCUCUGAGUCUCUGAUUGCCGCCAUUGAGCUGAUGAAGUGCAACCUGCGGAGGCGGCGGGAGGAGGAGGAGGAUGGCGACGACAGCGACUCAGAGAUCCAGCAGUUAAAACAGAAGAUCCGCCUGCGCAGGCUGCAGAUCCGACGCACCUGCCUGCCGCCCUCACGGCACUUGUUCCACUCCACAGACAGCGGAGGCUCCUGCAGAAGCUCCCAGGAUUCCUUUCACAUGUCCGACUCAGGCUCUGCCGAGGAGGUGGAGGAGUGUGAGCUGAGAGAUGGCUGUGAGGGCCAGUCCCUGAUGGCGGUGUCAAGAAGAGGCCUCUCCCUGUCGCUCGCCUCCCUCUUCUCAGAUGCAGACAUAAAGCGCAGUGUGACGUCCAGUGGCCGCUCGUUCCUCACCUCAGAGUCUAUCUCUCCGUCGUUCCUCCAGUCUAACUCGGCUGAGGCGGUGGCCAUGGGGCUGCUCAGGCAGUUUGAGGGCAUGCAGCUCCCCGCAGCCUCGGAGCUCGACUGGCUGGUCCCAGAGCAAGACGCACCUCAGAAGCUCCUGCCCAUCCCUGACUCCCUGCCCAUCUCUCCUGAUGACGGGGAGCAUGCUGACAUCUACAAGCUGAGGAUCCGGGUGCGAGGGAACCUAGAGUGGGCCCCGCCCCGCCCCCAGAUAAUCUUCAACAUCCACCCCACGCCCAAGAGGAAAAUAGUUGUGUCGAAGCAGAACUACCGCUGUGCAGGCUGCGGGACUCGCAUAGACCCAGACUACAUUAAGCGACUGCGCUACUGCGAGUACCUGGGCCGCUACUUCUGCCAGUGUUGCCACGAGAACGCCCAGGCGGUGGUGCCGGGCCACGUGUUGAGGAAGUGGGACUUCAGCAAGUACUACAUCAGCAACUUCGCCCGGGACCUGCUGGGCAAGAUCGCCGGAGACCCCCUGUUCAACCCCAACGACAUCAACAGUGGCCUCUACAAGAAGAACAAAGCCCUGGAGACUGUCCGGGUUUUGAGGGUCCAACUAUUCCACAUGAAAAACCUAUUCAAGACAUGCCGCCUAGCUAAAGACGUGCUGGACCAUUUUGACAGCCUCCCAGGUCACCUGACUGAGGACCUGCACCUGUUCUCCCUCAACGACCUCAGUGCUGUGCGCAACGGAGUGCUGCCCACCCGGCUUCGAGAGCUGCUGAAAUUGGGUUCCGCGCACGUGGCUGGCUGUGUGCUCUGUCAGGCCAAGGGUUUUGUGUGUGAGUUCUGCAGCAACGACAAAGACAUCAUCUUCCCAUUCGAUCUGAACAAGUGCACACGCUGCGAAGAGUGCAAGGCGUGUUUCCACAGCAAAUGUUUCCGGGCAGGCAAGGAGUGCCCGCGAUGCCAGCGCCUGGCAGAGAGGCGGGAAAGGAUGGCACGCAAGAACAUGGAGGAGCAGGAGGAUAAGGAAGAGGAUGAGGGAGGCGGGAGCUAGGAUGACGAACUGGACUGGAGAAAGUUUUUUUUUUUUUAAAGAGAACAAUGAUUUUUACUGACUGACAGGGACCCAUAUUCUUUCAACUUAUCCCUCCAUCCCUCUCUUUUCCUUGAAAUUGCAGCUUCUGGCUACUGGACGAGCUCUGAUUUGGUUUUUCGUUUGCUUUAGUUGAAAGAUUCAAUUUUUUCCCCUUCACCCAAAGUGACAGGAUUCUUGCUUUUUGAAUGCAUUGUCAAUAUUCGAAAUAUUAUAUUCAUAUAUUGGCUUGAUUUUUAUGGUUUGCUGCUCUGAUUCCAAGUGCAGAUAUCAUAAUAAAAUAGAGUCCUGCCAUGUACAGUAUGUAUAGAAGUGGUAAUUUUAAAUAGAACAAGGUAGGUAGAAGUACUGAAAUGUAAGUAUUUAUUACUCCACCUCCAUGUUAUGCUAUUUUAGCCAACCCUAUGUGCCUCUGUCACCAAUGUUCUUAUACUGGCAGAGAUAGCGCCCCAUUUGGUUGUUUAAGAGGAGUUGGAAUGACAGGUCUUUGGAGGGGGUCUCUCAAUCAGUAUUGCACAGAGUUGCAAAUAUUUUAAGAUAAUGCAGUGGAGACAGCAUGUUUGUGCUGCUUUGUGUGCAUGUGUAAAAGGUGAUAUAUGCAUCUACUAAAAAGGUGUGUGUGUGUGUGUGAGUGAGAGGUUGUCUCUGUACCUACUGUACAUGCAUCUGUGCAGAAAUGUUUUGCACCAGCCUGAUCAGGCAAUUAAAUAUAUCAUUUUUUGUCUUUGUAAAA